Molecule: messenger RNA, 2392 nt
Organism: Trichobilharzia regenti
Lineage: Eukaryota; Metazoa; Platyhelminthes; Trematoda; Strigeidida; Schistosomatidae
Source: the annotation of a GenBank genome assembly
CGCUAUUUUAUUCUAAUGGAUCGAUAAAAUUUAAACAGUUUCUAAUCAAUAUUUACAAGUGUCAGUUAGUUAUACUUUUUUAUAAUUCUUAUAAAUAAACGUACCUGCAUCUAUCUAUACAUAAGAACAAACGCUUAAAAAAAAUAUUCACAAGCAAAUAGAAGCAUGUACGACAACAAAAACAAUAAUAAUAAUAAUCAAGAAAUAAAUCUAAAUCGAAAAAGACAAAUCUGUGAUGGAACAGAAAAUAGUCAAUAUAAUAAUACGGAUUCAUAUUGUCUUGAUGUUACAAAACCACCAUUACAUACGCAUAAAACAAGUCAACCAGAAAGUAUAAAACGAAGAAGAAUUGAAAAAACGUCAUGUAAACCAUCACCAAUGCCACACAAAUUGAAAAUAAGUAAAAAACGUAUCCAUUCACCUUCAAUUAGAAAAUUUAAACAAGCCUCAAAAAAGAAAAAAUUGGAUCGACCCCUAUUUAAACAACGCCGAAGUGCAUUUAAAAUGAAAACAUGUGAUUUUAUUAGAAAAAGUGACCAAAAACGUAAAAUCAAGAAGUCAUUCUUAAAAAAAUUGAAACCAUUGAAUAAAAGUGGUCAAAAGAAAAGAAAACACUCAAAUACUAUGCAUCGAUCUAUAUCACCCUGUGCUCCGAAACCAAGAAUUUUAUCAAUCUCUAAAUUUAUGCGAUGCCCUCCAAAGCCUAGUAAUGCUCCUGUGAUGAAGAGAAAACGACCCAAGUUUUCAUCACAAUCACCAAAACGACCCAAGUGUUCAUCACAAUCACCAAAACGACCCAAGUGUUCAUCACAAUCACCAAAACGACCCAAGUUUUCAUCACAAUCACCAAAACGACCCAAGUGUUCAUCACAAUCACCAAAACGACCCAAGUGUUCAUCACAAUCACCAAAACGACCCAAGUUUUCAUCACAAUCACCAAAGCGACGCAAGUUUUCAUCAAAAUCACCAAAACGACCCAAGUGUUCAUCACAAUCACCAAAACGACCCAAGUUUUCAUCACAAUCACCAAAGCGACGCAAGUUUUCAUCAAAAUCACCAAAACUACCCAAGUUUUCAUUAUCAUCGCCGUCAUCACGUUCAUCCUGCUCGAUGUCAUCAGUUAAGCAGCGUAAUAAUCAACGAAUGAGUCGAAAAAGGUUGAAAUCCAAAAAAUCACCAUCAUCACCAUUUAAACGCCUAUCACCAAAAAAACCACACAGUCCAGUAUUAUGUAAACGAAGUAAUAAUUCACCAGCAGUCGCAAAACUAUGGUCAUCUCGAUUAAGACCAAGACCAUUGAAAUCUGCACGAUUCACUUGUUAUCGUCCAGUGUGCCUUAAUAGAAUACACGCAAAUCCAUAUGAUAACUAUACGAAUAAACAAACACCGAUAAAACAAACUGUAGUGAAAGAUAAACUAAAAGGAGGUAAGAAAAGUGAAAAAAGUGGUGGGAUGAAGAGUCAUCAUCGUCGGCGAAGAAGCCGCAGUAGUAGCAGUAGAAGAAGUAGUAGUAUUAGUAAUAGUAGUAAGAAUAUGUUUAUAAGCUGUAGUAAUAUAAAUAAUAAUGAGAGCAGUAAUGUUGGACAGAUGAUAAUAGAAAAUGUUGAAAAUGAUACUGAAACCGAUAUCUGGUAUGAUGCUAUGGAAACGAAUAAUUUAAAUGAUACAAAUCAUUCAAAUGUUGAAUGUUCAAUGGAUAAACAAUUAAAACUAGAUAAUACGUUGUCUGGUUACGCUAGUGGUGGGGGCGGCAACAGCAGUAAUAAUAAUGACAAUACGGACAAUGAUAAUAGUAAUAAUAGUAUCUAUGUAAGUCAAUCAGUUGCACAGUUUAUGGAUCAACUGUGAUUAGAAUGUAUAUCGACUAUUGUAUCAACCAAUAAUGUAAACACAAAAUCCAAAGACAGAAAAAAACAAUAACUAAAAUAAGAUAAAAUGUAUGAUAUAGUGCAAGAAAAACAUAAAGAUAUGUAUUCUAAUAUUGUGUAUUCUUAUUCCAUUCAUUGCUUGAAUAGAUGAUGUUGAUUAGGUGAAGUGAAUGCACAGUGAUCCAAUUGAAUCCAAGGGGAAUAUUUCAUCGUAAAGGUGGCUUAUCAAACUUUCUAUUGAUUUGUAGAGAAUUGAUUGGUUACGGGUUUGAUCCUGCUGUAACAUCAGUUAGAGAACCAUUGUAAAACCUGCAGGGAGUACUAGACAGUUGUUUCGUCCUAGUUUGGCACUCAUCAUUAGUGCUCAGUCACUGGUAUCCGAACCCAGCACCUUGUAGUUACAAAGCGAGCUCGUAGACCAUUCAAUCACUGGGACCCAAUCUAGUGGCCCAUGAAGCGCAACCACCAGCCAGUGUCAUCGGCGAGUAACUGUUCUCUCGCAUGACUUGAUGGACCCCGUUGGU